Pomacea canaliculata is the source of this 6956-nucleotide messenger RNA. RefSeq names its product dual oxidase 1-like. The coding region runs from base 454 to 4884 and encodes 1476 amino acids. The transcript is spliced from 33 exons. NCBI's taxonomy places the organism in Eukaryota, Metazoa, Mollusca, Gastropoda, Architaenioglossa, Ampullariidae. Gene Ontology annotation, biological process: response to oxidative stress. Gene Ontology annotation, molecular function: calcium ion binding; heme binding; peroxidase activity. The record is from RefSeq and is a predicted model, not a curated record.
UGCGAACACAACUCCAGACACACUUCACGUCCCGCCGCGGGACAAUACCGCACGAGUUCAAAUCCAUGGUCUCUGGCUUUUGUUUUUUUUUUAGAGACUAAGAUCGAAUAUCGUAUUUACUUUCUUUAAGGAGGAAGGAAAUCGCCAAAUAUUGUGAGAGGUGUUUAUUAAGGUCUGGAGGAAGAAAGACGAUCGGUUGUGUUGUUCAUCUUGUCUGCAGGACAGACAGCAGCAGACAAACAAUGAGGAAAAACAUGGAAGUGUAGUCGUGCCCUGCAAAUUGUUGUUGUAGUUGUUUGUAGUAUUCUUCAGGUGAUUGUGUUACAGCAGGAAAAUCUGUUCACUUGUACUUGGUGAGAGGACGCAUCGGCGAUCAAAAGUGUGAAAACUUUGCGGUCACACGGACAUCAGUUGCACUUCUGUGAAAAUUUCUUAGACACACUAAAAAAAAAAAUGGAUGCACGGGUCUGGGUGUGCAUGAUGGUGCUGCUGGCUGGACUUGCAGAGCUCACAGUACAGCAGUCCGAGAAACCCUUUGAACGGCACCCGGAAGACGGGUGGUUCAACAACCUUCUGCACCCGGAUUGGGGAGCUAUAGACGGAGAGCUGCUGCGCCGGACCCCAGCAGCCUACAGCGAUGGUGUGUACGAACCUUCCGGGGUCAACCGUCCGAACCCAUUCGACAUCAGUGACCGAGCGCACAAAGGCGAUUCUGGUCAAGGGUCUGAGAAGAACCGCACCACCCUCAUGGUCUUCUUCGGUCAACAGCUGGUGGAGGAGAUCAUGGACUCUCAAGGUGCUAGUUGUCCCCGAGAGUUUCUGAACAUCAAAGUUCCUCUGGGCCACCCGUACAACCCUAACAACCUGACAGACCUGUCCAUGCCCUUCUUGAGGACGCGUUACAAUGGCCGCACGGGCUACUCGCCAAACAACCCUCGUCAGCAGCUGAAUGAGAUCACGCCUUACCUGGACGGAAACCUGGUGUACGGGGCUGGCAAAGCCGUUGGAGACGCCGUCAGAGCCUUCAAGGACGGGAUGCUGGCCGCCCAGGGCGACCCCGCGGACAUCAAGAACAGCCUCCCCAUCCGCAACAACAUCCGCCUGCCCAUGGCCAACCCGCCCUCGCCCCGUGAUCACGAGAUGAGACCCGUCAGUCGCUUUUACAGGCUUGGCAACCCGAGAGGUAAUGAAAACCCUUUCCUGCUGACCUUUGGGGUCCUGUGGUUUCGCUAUCACAACUACUUGGCCAAAGAGAUCAAACGAAAUCAUAGUGAGUGGGACGACGAGCACGUGUUCAAUGCAGCACGAAAGCGCCUGAUAGGACAAUACCAGAAAAUCGUUUUCAAGGACUGGCUCCCUGUCUGGCUGGGAAACUUCACGCAAGAAGACUACCCGUACACCUACAACGAAUCCACCAGAAGCGCUUCCAAGAAUCCUUACAAUGGUUAUCAGCCGAAUGUGCACCCAGGCAUCAGCCAGGAGUUCCAGACCGCUGCACUUCGGUUUGGUCACACACUAGUUCCAUCCGGGGUCUUUAUACGGAAUAACGAUUCAGCCUGCGGAAUGACUCAGAUGGAAUUGAAAAGGGCAGGCAACCACAAAGUUACUGGGGUUAGACUGUGUAACGCUUUCUGGGUUUCACAGGAGACAGUGGAGAGCGCCCAAAUAGGAGUGGAUCGCAUCCUGCUUGGACUGGCUUUCACUAAGGCAGAGAAAGAGGACCGCAUCAUUGUCAGCGAUCUCAGACAGGAAGUGUUUGGCUCCCUGGACUGGUCACGCCGUGACCUUGCAGCCCUGAAUAUUCAGCGAGCACGUGACCACGGGAUACCCGGCUACAAUGAGGUCAGGCGCGCCUACGGGUUGCCUCCCCUAAACUCAUGGGAAGAUAUCAUCAAGGAGCUGCAUGAAGAACCAGAUAAGGAUUUCAAAGAUGACCUGAACAACAGCAUCCAGAGCCUGAAGCAGUUGUACGGCUCAGACAAGCCCGACGAGUUGGACAUCUUCGUGGGCGGCCUGCUGGAGACCAGCCCCCAAGGGCCCGGGCCCCUCUUCCGGGCCAUCACCCUGGACCAGUUCUUGAGGAUCAGACACGGCGACCGCUUCUGGUACGAGAACAGGGACAACGGACUUUUCAGUGAGGAAGAAAUACAGGAGAUUGAGAACACUACACUUGCUGACAUUAUAACACAAGUGACUUACAUCCGAAAGGAACAACUUCCUGACAACGUCUUCACAUGCAGCAAUACAUUGAAUUGCGACUGUGUGGACCCCUUCAAACUGUCUGACGCACCAGACCAGACUGAGAACUGCACGACCCUGCAGCACUACGAUUAUUUCUCCGGCAGCGAGGUCUCCUUCGCUCUGUCCUUCCUCGUCCUCUUCCUCUGCAUUCCAGUGACGUUCGGAAUCAUGCUUUUGAUGGCAAAACAACGAGAGAACCAUCUUCGCAACGCAGCCAGGAUGGCGGCACCCCGGGUAGCAGUAGAUGCGCAAACGUCAUUCCCAGUCGUGGAGUGGAUGGGCAAUGAGUCAGGUGAGCGCCAUGUCAUCGUGGAGCUGAUGGCCAGUCGCAAGAAGAUCGUGGUGCACAACGCCUCCCACACCAAGACACUGCGCCUCAUUGACCUCCGGAACCAGAAAGAUAUAACCUUUUACCUCGGGCAGGACCGCAACAUGAGCGUCAUGGCCAUCAGGGUGCCGGGCGAGACUGACCUGGUGCUUCGGUUCGACACAGGGGCGGAAAGAGCAUCAGCCGUUCCCAAGAUGGAGAACUUCCUGCGUGAGAUCCGCGUGCAGCGAAACCUACAGGAAGUGCCCACUGCGCACAUCUACCGCGACGCCUCCACCCACGACGACCGCAAGAAGAUUCUGGAACAGUUCUUCCGCACAGUCACCAUGCAGGUGUUUCAAACAUCCGGCGGUCGAGAUGAGGGCUUGGGCGACCUCGACCCGGAGACGAUGCAAAAGAUUCGCAACAUCCGUUUGACGAGGUCAGAGUUCGCAGACUCCAUGGGCCUCCAACCGACCUCCUUGUUCGUCCGAAACAUGUUUCUGCUUGUGGACCGCUCAAGGGAUGGUUUCGUCUCCUUCGACGAAUUCAUGAAUAUGUUCGUCACACUCUCUAAAGGUAGCGCCCGCGAUAAAGCUCAGAUGCUGUUCAACAUGUACGACUUGAAGAGACAAGGUAAACUGUCCAGAGCCGACUUCGCUAAGAUGAUCAGAUCCAUGCUGGACCUGGCCGAGGCCACCGUUGACAACGAGGAGCGAGUGGAUCAGCUGAUUCAGUCCAUGUUUGAGCAGGCGGGCAUCAGCGACAAGUCCACCAUGACAUUCGACGAUUUCUGCAAGAUCUUCGCUUCCAACGAACAUGGCGAAAUCCUCAAGAACGCCACCAUCGGCCUGGAAGUGGGCGGCAAUGUCAUCAGCCAACCGAAAAGCAGCGGAAAGUCACUGAGGGAACGGCGAGAGACCGUGAUCCGUCGCUACAAAGCGGCUAUGGACAAAGACCAGCGCAGGGCCAAGACCAGUGGCAAUGUCCGUAACUCCCGGGUGUCGGUGAGGGCUGAGACCAUAGAGUACCCGAAGACAGUCAAUGCCCUCCGCUGGUACAUGCUCCUGAGAUACGUGGAAACCUACCGCCUGCAGAUCUUCUGGGUGAUCCUCUACACACUCGUCACCUUCGGCAUCUUCAUCGAGAGAGCUUACUAUUACUCGGUGGAGAGGGAGCACGCCGGCUUGAGGAGGUUGGCCGGGUAUGGAGUUUCGGUUACCCGGGGUGCAGCCUCUGGCAUGAUGUUCACUUACGCCAGCCUCGUUAUCACCAUGAGCCGCAACACCUUGACCUUCUUCCGUGAAACCUUCCUGCACCGCUUCAUCCCCUUCGACUCCUUCCACGCCAUGCACAAGUACAUCGCCUUCAUCGCCCUUCUCUUCACAGCAAUGCACUGCAUCGGACACGGGAUCAACCUCUACCACAUCUGCACACAGGCGUCCUCCGACCUCAACUGCUACUUCACCGAGUACUUCCGGGCAACCCAUGUUCUGGCCAGUUUUCACUACUGGGCGUGGACAACAAUCACAGGCCUUACUGGCAUUAUCCUCACCGUCAUCAUCAUCGUCAUGUAUGUCUUCGCCCUGGAGUACAGCCGCCGUCACGUGUUCAAGGCUUUCUGGUUUACACACAACCUCUACAUCCCCCUCUACUUCUUCCUCUUCCUCCAUGGAUUUGGUCGCCUUGUUCAAGACCCGCUGUGGGGCUACUACUUUAUCGGUCCUGUGGUCAUCUUCACUCUGGACAAACUGGUAUCCCUCAGUCGCCAGAAAGUAGAAAUCUCAGUCAUGAAGGCUCUGACCCUUCCCUCUGGCGUGACUCAGCUUAUUUUUAAGAAACCAAUCAACUUCGAAUACAAGUCGGGGCAGUGGGUACGAGUGGCCUGUCUCAAACUGGCCAAAAACGAAUACAACCCGUUUACCUUGACCUCUGCCCCGCACGAAGAGACCCUCUCCCUCCACAUCCGCGCCGUGGGGCCCUGGACCAACAACAUCCGCCGCAUCUACGAUCAGCCUUCUGGAGGCAAACUACCGAAGCUGUACCUGGACGGCCCCUUCGGAGAGGGUCACCAGGACUGGUAUCGGUUUCCUGUGUCGGUACUCGUCGGGGGAGGGAUAGGUGUCACACCCUUCGCCUCCAUCCUCAAGGAUCUGGUGCACAAGUCUCGUCUCAAAAUGCGCUUCCCGUGCCAAAAGGUGUACUUCCUGUGGGUCACGCGGACUCAGAAGAGCUUCGAGUGGCUGACGGACAUCAUUCGUGAGGUGGAGGCAGGUGAUGAGAAGCAGCUGGUGGAGGUGCACAUCUUCAUCACACAGUUUCCAGCAGAAGUUUGACCUGCGUACACUAUGCUGUACAUCUGCGAACGUCACUUCCAACGGUGGAGGGCCAGAGCUUGUUCACAGGGCUGAGGGCCCAAUCACUUCGGUCGACCGAAAUUCCAUGACUUCCUCUUCUCCUUACAGUUCGAACAUCCGGAGGCCAAACAAAUUGGAGUCUUCAGCUGUGGACCGCCGCCCAUGACCCACUCAGUGGAGUCCGCCUGCUCCAGUCUCAACCGUAUAGACGGACCCACCUUCUCGCACCACUACGAGAACUUCUAGAGAAGUCGCACUCAGCAUCACGACAAGCACUGCAGCCAUUCUUUCAACAGAUCCACAAACAUGUCAAGGUUCGCGAACCCCAGGGGACCUAGCGGGGUCAGAGUCUGGGGCAAGGGUCGGACAGCUGUUUAUUUACUUCACCAGCUAGUCGACGACGCCACCAGCAGACGCGUAAACCUCACUAUGCUAACGAUGUGCGAUGGGAUGGAACCACACAUACAGUGCUGACAGGGACGACAUUGACCUCUCAACAUCGAGUACAACAUGGAAAUACCAGAGUCGAUGAGAAGGAACAGGAUGCCGUUAAGGUGUGUCCUCGACUAUUAAAAAACUGUUAAAACCUUGAAGCACACCCGACGACCAUGAGUCAAAAGGACUCAAGUGAUGAAGGGUGGGGCUUUCUUUGGUCAUUAGUUCUGAGUAUCACAUUAGCUUCAUUUGCUUCGGAUGAACUCGCUAUCUCACGUCAACUCUAUAUAACGUACCUCAGUUUUAUAUAUCUAUAUAUAUAUGUGUGUGUACCUUAGUGUAUAAGUACAUGAGAGAGCGUGCGCACAUCCUAACGUUCUCUCGCAACUGUUUCUCUAAAACACAUCCACACUCGCUCGCUUACACACACAUACACACAGGUGAACACAUAUGUAGAGAUUGACAAUCACUCUCCCUCCCUCUCUCUCUCACACACACAAUCACCAAUAAUAAAUAGAAGUAAAUAAUAAAUAAAUAAUUUAUUUAUUAUUUACACACACUCACAAUCCUCAUUUGCCUGAUGAGUGUCUGAUCAUGGUACUUUGUUGUACAACGUGUAGUUUUCACAUGUUCACAUGUUCACCGAACCUGAUUACCGCCACAGGACUUGCUCAAUUUUUUGUCUAAACAUAAUUAUUUCUUCGAAAUUUGUAUCUAAAAAUGUGUACUCCUAAGUAUAUUUUAUAUACUACCAAAGCUUAUUAUGUACUGUCCUACCACUGGCAGCUUCAGUAAUGUAUGGAUGUAAGCUGUGUCUGGGGAUUAAAUGAUGAUUUCUGAAUAAGUGAGGGUCAAAGUUCGGUGAACUCUGAUAGUCCAGUUAUAAGUAUGUAAGAAUGAGACUGGGUGAUCGGUCUAUUGUCUUAACACAUUUAAUGUAACCUAGCCAUGUGUAAAUAACUUUAACAUAACUCGUAAAUAAAGUAACCUGAAUACACAACAGCAGUAAAGCAGUAAAGAUGAACAUUCGCUGCCUGUACUCGUAGGUUUACAUGAAGGAGACGCGUGGUGUGUAAACAUGUAAUCGCACGGCGAUCGUAAACACACCCACUUCACUGACAUUGCAUUAAACACACACACACCGAACAUCACACACACACACAUAGAACAUCAUAUACAGACACACACACAGAACUUCAUACACACACGCACAAAACAUCAUACACAUAUAUAAACUCGUGCAUGUAAAUAAAAACACGCACACACACACACACGCGGGGGUGUAAAGUAAAGUGUCGGGUGCGCAUUUUGUAUGUAGAGAUGAAGAUUCCAGUCUUUAACUCGCUGCCAUCAGCGCACAACCCUCGGUUGAGGUCACCUGACCUGCCAGAGUAUGAGAGAUGCGCCCCGCAGAGCAACUUUAACUGCCUCCCUAUCUUCUGUCAUCAGAACCAUUGCAGACAUAAUUCCUUCAGUCUUUUCAAGAACACACAUGAGAUAACAGGAUGAAGCCGAUGGUACGAGUCUGUACGACUGUGUGUACAUGCAGCAGAUUGUAACAAAUGUAUAUUGUCUUUAUGUACCAAGCUAUAAAAUAAACUGUGUGUGAGACUGCA